AUGGCCGAACUCGGAUUUCAUGGGCAUUCAAUCAUAGUCAGAUUCACUGAGCAGCCUGUAUGUGAAUCCACAACUUGAAACAUUGGAGGCUACAUAAUGAAAUUUGUCAAGCUUCAAAGCUAUGCUGAAUACUGCGUCCAGCCAACAGAUUAUAUUAAAGUCAUUGAAGGUGCUUUAAUUGAGCCAUUACGGUUAUCAUUUCCAGGACCAUUUACCAAAGCUUCAACUGUAAUAGGGGAAGAUAUCAUCAAGGCUGGAGCAAUGACUACCCUUAUGAUUAUAUCAAAAACAAACCAGGCUCAAGUAUGUAUCCAGUCUCCUAAUGAUUUAGAAGUUUCAGGACCGUAUUCAGAACUCCUCAAGUGAAAGGAAGUAGGCGAGCUGCCUGGAAAAAGGAGCUUUUUAGGGAAUCCUUAUUAUUAUAUUAGAGGAUGGGAUUUAAGAUCUCAUGAUAACCGACAUAUGGGAUACAUUCAAGGAUGGCUGUCAGGAAAAGCUAUGAAUUGUGGAAAUUGUGACUAUUCAGAAAUGGGAGAAAACACUUUUAGGAAGAUUUAUUUGAAUAUUAUUAAUGGGACUGGGGAAGGGGCGUUGGUUUGGUAUAAAGACGAAGAAGAGCACUCACUUAUAUUGAUGCCUGGUGAAGAGCAUGGACCAAUAUGGGAGUGAGAUGAUGAUUUAACAAAAGUUGUUUACCCAAUGCAUAGGUGACAGUCAGGGGGAGAGCAAGCACUGAAUGCAGAUGAAGAACGAAUGGAUUUCAAUAUAGGAAUAGAGCUACCUCCUCCAAGAGCAGCUUAA
This is a messenger RNA of Blepharisma stoltei, 801 nucleotides long. NCBI's taxonomy places the organism in Eukaryota, Ciliophora, Heterotrichea, Heterotrichida, Blepharismidae. The record is from the annotation of a GenBank genome assembly.